Carya illinoinensis is the source of this 578-nucleotide messenger RNA. RefSeq names its product sm-like protein LSM2. The record is from RefSeq and is a predicted model, not a curated record. Lineage: Eukaryota; Viridiplantae; Streptophyta; Magnoliopsida; Fagales; Juglandaceae. The coding region runs from base 10 to 426 and encodes 138 amino acids. The transcript is spliced from 3 exons. Gene Ontology annotation, biological process: mRNA splicing, via spliceosome. Gene Ontology annotation, molecular function: RNA binding. Gene Ontology annotation, cellular component: U6 snRNP; catalytic step 2 spliceosome; Lsm1-7-Pat1 complex.
CUCAUAUAAAUGUUCGAAAUAAGAUGCCUAAGAGAUCUUUAUACUUCGUUCUUUCUCGGCUUUUUUCACCCCAAACCACGACUGCGGACUGCGGGACGUCUGCUUGAGCACACCCGAAAUCUGUGUCUCUCUGUGCGGAGAAAAAUGUUGUUCUUCUCUUACUUCAAGGACCUGGUGGGGCGAGAAGUGACGGUGGAGUUGAAGAAUGACCUCGCGAUCAGAGGGACUCUGCACUCUGUUGAUCAGUACCUCAACAUCAAGCUUGAGAAUACUAGGGUCGUCGACCAGGACAAGUAUCCCCACAUGCUUUCAGUGAGGAACUGUUUCAUAAGGGGGUCUGUGGUGAGAUAUGUUCAACUACCUCCGGAGGGAGUCGACGUUGAGCUGCUUCAUGAUGCCACAAGAAGAGAAGCUCGGGGUGGCUGAAUAAUGAUUUGCUGUAUCCUAUAAAUGCUUGAUUCAGGUUCCUCAUGGCUGAAACUAUUGGUCGUAGCAAAUUAUGCGUUGUGAUGUGAUUUAUGAUUAAACAAGCCUAGAAUUAUUCUGCUCUUAAGCUGGUUGCUAUGCAACUUGUAUCA